Molecule: messenger RNA, 2236 nt
Organism: Trichophyton rubrum CBS 118892
Lineage: Eukaryota; Fungi; Ascomycota; Eurotiomycetes; Onygenales; Arthrodermataceae
Exons: 2
Coding region: 431-2236 (601 amino acids)
Molecular function (GO): protein binding
Source: RefSeq, a predicted model, not a curated record
CGGUCUUGUAUCUUCCGUCGUCGAGCCCGAGGACGAGGCUGCGAGUUUCGAGCUCGGUUCAACGGAGUGACGCUUGGUGAAGUGCAAAUUCAGCCUCGGGUUUCUGUCUGGAGAAGCAGAAGCUAUCGUCUAUCUUAUCGACCUUUCUCUGCCUUGUCUCUCAGGCUCAGACAGACGGACAGACCAGCGGAAUUGCUCUCUGGAUGCAGGCACCACGACUGGCCAUUUGUCCGUUUGUCUGACGCGGUACGGAGUACCUCUGGUAGGACACUUACUCUUCGCUCAACUUUUUUUUUUGUACAUCUACCAUUCUAGCUAGCGGUAGAAUGUUUCUAGAGACUUGCUGGCUGGCGCUGUUGAUUUAACGGGUUUUGUCCCUUUUCUCCUUAUCGUCGCGACCUUUAUCGAUCUUUAGAAACGGCUCACAGUCAUGCCGUCCCCGAAACCUCCAUUCGAGCUCAAAGACCACUGUUCCCUUAUACACCAAAAUGUUCUCUAUGUCUACUCACCAGCUGGCUUUAUGUCACUCGCCCUGGAACCAAAUGCGAAGUGGAGCAAGCUAGAAAUGGGCAGAUCUGUGACCGGAGCAUCUUGCUUUAAAGGUCCGACUGAUGGAGACAGGAAUAACCCAGCCUUUUACGUUGUCGGCGGUACUGGUGGUCCGGAUGACUAUCUCGGCAUUCAAAGCUACUCGUUUUUAGACAAGAAAUGGAAAUUCCCGCCCCUAGAUGGGAGCAAUAUGAAAAACAGACUCGACCACGAUGCAGUCUUCAUCGAAUCUCAAUCGUCCAUCCUCGUUUUCGCCGGAUCUACGAAUGGGAAUCCUACCCCAUCAACGGAAACAGUAGUAAUCUCGGGUGGAAACAGUGAAGAACCCAUUGUCAUCUUUAAUCAGGAUGAUAAUGCUUGGUUGGAUAUCAAGGAUUUCUUUUCUGUCUCUACCACCUCUUCAGCCUCUUCCUCAACGAUGACUUCCUCUUCCAUGACCGUCAUUAGCAGCACAUCAACACCCACGAUUACGUCUGCGCCCACAUUCACACCAUAUCCAACCGAAACAGAAACUUCCUCUACCUCCAGUGACCGAGUUGACGACGUUGUUCCUCCAGAUGGUCGUACCUUAACCAUAAUUGGUGCCACCCUAGGUACUCUCUUAGGUAUCGGGGCCAUAAUCAUAAUCAUCCUACUUGUCCUUGCAUGGAGGCGGCGGACCAGCUUAUACUGCCAACACGCUAAGGAAAAGCACAUGAAUUCAGACGAUAAGGAUAGGUUCAGCUUCCAGGACGCUGGUGUGGAACCUCUUACACGAUCAAUACAACCGAUUGCAAGAGGUCCCGUUCCUUCAACCGAUUCCUGGGCAUAUGUCGCCGGUCAAGUCGACGAUUAUUCCCGGCCAUCCUUAAACCCACAACCGCCGGCGCCGCCGCCAACCAGGGGUAUGCCUAUAUCCGAGAAAAGCCCAAGCCCGCUUCGGGCUAUGGAAGCGGCUCAAGAGGAACGGCCUGAUAGUGAUGUUUAUCCUCCAGUUUCAAAUAAUAGACCUGUAUUUGGGGCAGUUGUUGAUCAUAGGCAAAGUGAGGCUGACGAUAGGCUGACGGAUGAAGGUUGGAGCAAGUACUUCCAGCGUGACAAGGACAAUGGAUCGAUAAAGUCCCGUGCCUCCUCUGUUGACUCCAAAUACUCCAAGUCAGAUUACAAGUCAGACUACCAAUCAGACUACAGGGGCAGCGGAUGGCCUCACGUAUCCGCUGAAGUGCCACCCCUAAGAUUUGAUGGACCACACCCCCUUGGAAUGGUCGCAAGCGGUAGUCCUAGCACUGAAACCCCUCCCAAGUGGCCAUUCACGCAGCUUCAAGGUAUGGCUGCCAAGAUAUCCAGUGCAGACUCGAUUAGCAUCAACUCAGACGACUUCUAUGAUGACCGAAGAGACACGGGGAGGGACACUCUAAGAGACACAAAGAGUGAUGCCUUUUCAACAGGUGCGCCUAGCAGCACCCAUGACGUGGACCGCUGGGGCAGGGUUUCGAGAGAGCCUCGGGUGCCCAGUAGUAACUACUCGAACAGUGUAUACUACGAUAACCCGGGCCCUCCACAUACUGGGGGUCCGGACCGAUAUCUGAAUCCAAUGCAUCCUGAAAGUCGUGCUCCCUCCUCAUAUUACGGGCGUAAUACCCGUUCAGCGAGCAGGGGAAUACUUAGCUCAGAUCUCAGCUGGCUCAACAUUGGAAGCAACAGAUAA